Messenger RNA from Apis laboriosa (Himalayan honeybee), 1139 nucleotides. It is a transcript of the gene SpdS, whose product is annotated as spermidine synthase. Lineage: Eukaryota; Metazoa; Arthropoda; Insecta; Hymenoptera; Apidae. The transcript is spliced from 6 exons. The record is from RefSeq and is a predicted model, not a curated record. Gene Ontology annotation, biological process: spermidine biosynthetic process. The coding region runs from base 184 to 1065 and encodes 293 amino acids. Gene Ontology annotation, cellular component: cytosol. Gene Ontology annotation, molecular function: spermidine synthase activity.
CAUUUCAAUAACCGUUUGUCAUCAUCGGUGCUGAUAAUAUUCCAAUUUCUUUUUUGUAUUUAUAACAUUUUCGUGAUCCUCAUUUAUGAUUGUGAUUUGAAGUUUUUCCGUGAACGUUUGAAUCUCGAAACCGUGAACGGACACCGGUGUGGUAAACCGAGAACAAGAGGCGGAAAAAGAGAAAUGGAUGCGAUCAAACCUGGAUGGUUCAGUGAAAUUAACGAUCUGUGGCCAGGUGUAUCAUUGUCCCUCGAGGUCGUCAAGGUACUCCAUCGAGAACGAUCGCAGUAUCAGGACGUGAUGGUGCUCGAAACGAAAUCACAUGGAAGGACCCUAAUUUUAGAUGGUAUCAUUCAAUGCACGGAGAGAGACGAGUUUUCGUAUCAGGAGAUGAUUGCUUUCCUACCGUUGUGCAGCCAUCCAAAUCCAAAAACUGUUUUGAUAGUUGGAGGUGGAGAUGGCGGAGUUGCUCGUGAGGUAGCCAAACAUCCACAGGUAGAACGGAUCGUGCAAGUGGAAAUCGACCCGAAAGUGUUGGAGGUAUCGAAAAAAUAUUUGCCCUCGAUGGGUGUCGGACUGGAUCACCCUAAAGUCACGCUUAACAUAGGCGAUGGUUUUCAAUUCUUGAAGCAACAUAGUGGGCAAUUUGACGUUAUAAUCACCGAUAGCAGUGACCCAGUCGGUCCGGCAGAGUGUCUAUUUCAAGAAUCAUACUUUAAUCUGAUGAAAAGUGCAUUGAAACCAGGUGGAAUCGUUUGCAGUCAAGCGGGAACUGCAUGGUUAAAUCUCGAUCACGUGACACAAACGUUACAACGUUGUAAAUCUUUAUUUCCGGUUGCAUCUUAUGGUGUUGUUUCCGUGCCUACCUACCCUACAGGUCAAAUUGGAUUCGUGCUCGGGGGAUUAAAUCCUGAAACGAAUUUCAAAGAGCCAACAAAAGUUUUCAACGACACCGAGCUUGACCAGAUGAACAUGAAAUAUUAUAACGAUCAAGUGCAUCGAGCAGCAUUUAUUCUUCCAAGGUUUAUAACAAAAGCAUUGGACAAGGCACUCGUUAAAAACUAGUCAUCGAAUAUCUCUUAAAGAAAUAAUUUAAAACUUUUUUUUAAAAUUGAAGACUUUUAACACAUCGGAAAUAU